Messenger RNA from Suillus fuscotomentosus, 1935 nucleotides. Its product is annotated as carbohydrate esterase family 4 protein. Gene Ontology annotation, cellular component: membrane. Gene Ontology annotation, biological process: carbohydrate metabolic process. Gene Ontology annotation, molecular function: chitin deacetylase activity. Lineage: Eukaryota; Fungi; Basidiomycota; Agaricomycetes; Boletales; Suillaceae. Bases 243 to 1526 code for a protein of 427 amino acids. The transcript has 10 exons. The record is from RefSeq and is a predicted model, not a curated record.
ACGACUGUCGCCAAACAGGUAUAUAUACCGAUUUCUGCGUGUCUUUUGUUCCGAGCGCGGUGUUGUUUCUCCUCCCACUAUUCCUGUAACACGGAGUUAACCAGCGCAUAUAUUUCCCAGCAGAGUUUUCAUUCCUGCAGAAAGAUUAUCCUCCCUUCCGACUUCCCGCCAAUUUUAAACUUCUGCCAAUUUUGCCAACUCGCAAUCUCUUUCUCUUUCUCCGACCGCCUAAACUAACCAACAUGCGUUGGUCGUCGCUCUUUGCUUCACAGGCCGCAGUCUCUUCUGCUCUCAUUGCAACCACACUCUUUACUUUGUCCGCCAGUGCGCAGGACCGCACCAAUGAACAGGGCGAGGCGCAGAUUACUGAUCCGAAUCAGGAAUGCGCCCCAUAUUCCUACGCGCCUGUUACUGCUGCUCUCGCUGCCAACCAGUUCCCGCCUAUCUGGACAAUCGCGACCAUUCUCCCCAAUGACACCAAUGCUCAAGCCAAGUACCAGUCCAUCCAGAGCCAGAUCCCAAAUAUUCAGCCCAAUGGCAGCCCUGCUUCCACCUCCACCGGUGAUUUCAGCGGCUUUACGUACCCUUCGUCUGAUCCAGAUUGCUGGUGGACGUAUGAUCAAUGCACUACUCCAAAAUUGGCUGGAUUACCUCCGGACCUGGCUGGCGUUCCAGAGCCUAAUACCCUAGGUUAUGGUUUCGAUGAUGGACCCAAUUGCUCCCACAAUGCAUUCUACGACUUCUUGUCGCAAAAUAACCAAAAAGCUACCAUGUUCUACAUCGGCAGUAAUGUCAUGGACUGGCCUCUUGAGGCGCAGCGCGCUCUCGCUGAUGGUCAUGAAAUUUGUGUUCACACUUGGUCGCACAAAUAUACGACUACUUUGACCAACGAAGAAGUCUUUGCAGAAUUUUACUAUAGUACGUUGUCUAUGGAAGCAAUUAAGUUGGUGGUCGGCGUGACGCCUACGUGCUGGAGGCCUCCUUACGGCGAUGUCGACGAUCGGGUCCGGGCCAUUGCCCAUGCACUGGGCUUGCGCACGAUCAUUUGGCAGUAUGACUCCAAUGAUUGGCGUGAAGGCUUUAAUAACGUUACUGUUGCUGAUGUCGACCAGAAUUACGAGACCCUCAUUGCUCGUGCACAAAAUGGCACCUACGCUACCGCGGGUACUAUCAUGCUCACACACGAGCUCAACAACUUUACCAUGUCCGAGGCUAUGAAGUUCUACACUCAGCUGAAAGCUGCAUUCAAGUACCUCGUUCCCAUGGGUGUUGCCACAAAUCAAACUCAGCCAUACGUCGAGACUAACUACUCUCUACCAUCGUUUGAUCAAUACAUCAGCGGCACGACAACAGUCACCGGUGGUGUCCCAGCUGCCACGGCGGGGUCUUCCAGUUCAACAGGGUCCGGAUCAUCUUCUGGGAAAACCAAUUCCACUGGUGCUGCGAGCAGAGCCUUAUAUGACGGUUUUGGAAUACUUGCCGCAGGUGCAGCAUUCGUUGGCUUCUCAGUGAAACUCUUGGCGUAGGAUCCUCGUCCCAUUUCUGUUUUCUCUUGUCUUUGGUUGCGCCUGCGGCAUGCUCGAUGCUUUGAUUCCCGGUCGUACACUGGCUAUAUCCCUGAACAUUGCAACCUUCUCCACGCAUAGCAUACCUUGACAUUUCUCCUCCCUCUUCACUAGAACUUCGCACUUGUCGACAAAAGUAGCGCCAACACAUUGGUGUUACAGCCUGUGCCCAUCAUCUAAUAUACCCGAUGGACUUUGCCGAUAUCACCUUUUUUUGAUUGUUGUUCUAAUUUGAUGUUACCGGACUUUUCUGUUGCUUUGCUGUUUCAUAUAAUGGGCCACUACGGACGUGUCAAGACGGACGUUUCUUAACAAUGUAAUUACAAUACUUGACGAACAGAGAUGUUACGACCGAGGUCACGACGUAACG